Molecule: messenger RNA, 702 nt
Organism: Triticum turgidum subsp. durum (durum wheat)
Lineage: Eukaryota; Viridiplantae; Streptophyta; Magnoliopsida; Poales; Poaceae
Source: the annotation of a GenBank genome assembly
AUGGGUUACUCCAAAAACCUAGGGGCUGGCCUGUUUGCCAUGCUGCUCCUUGCUCCGGCCGUCCUGGCCUCCGACCCCGACCCUCUCCAGGACUUCUGCGUUGCUGACCUCGACGGGAAGGCAGUCUCUAUGAACGGGCAUCCAUGCAAGCCCAUGUCGGAGGCCGGUGACGACUUCCUCUUCUCGUCCAAGCUGGCCAAGGCCGGCAACACGUCCACCCCGAAUGGCUCGGCCGUGACGGAGCUCGACGUGGCCGAGUGGCCCGGUACGAACACGCUGGGUGUGUCCAUGAACCGCGUGGACUUCGCGCCGGGAGGCACCAACCCGCCGCACGUCCACCCGCGCGGGACCGAGAUCGGCAUGGUGAUGAAAGGUGAGCUCCUCGUUGGAAUCCUCGGCAGCCUCGACUCCGGAAACAAGCUCUACUCCAGGGUGGUGCGUGCUGGAGAGACAUUCCUCAUCCCGCGCGGGCUCAUGCACUUCCAGUUCAACGUUGGUAAGACGGAGGCCUACAUGGUUGUCUCCUUCAACAGCCAGAACCCCGGCAUCGUUUUCGUGCCGCUCACGCUCUUCGGUUCCAACCCGCCAAUCCCCACGCCGGUGCUCACCAAGGCGCUAAGGGUGGAGGCCGGGGUCGUCGAACUUCUCAAGUCCAAGUUCGCUGGUGGGUUGGAUCUUCUGACAAAAGAUGAUACACAAUGA